Sceloporus undulatus (fence lizard) is the source of this 2374-nucleotide messenger RNA. RefSeq lists its product as uncharacterized. The record is from RefSeq and is a predicted model, not a curated record. Gene Ontology annotation, cellular component: telomerase holoenzyme complex; shelterin complex; chromosome, telomeric region. Gene Ontology annotation, biological process: telomere capping; telomere maintenance via telomerase. The coding region runs from base 144 to 2084 and encodes 646 amino acids. Lineage: Eukaryota; Metazoa; Chordata; Lepidosauria; Squamata; Phrynosomatidae. Gene Ontology annotation, molecular function: telomeric repeat DNA binding. The transcript is spliced from 14 exons.
UUGCCUUUGCAGGGGACUCCGAGGAAGUCGAAGCUGCAAGCGGGAAAUAAAUGACCAAUGAGGCCGCCUCUGUCUCCUUAUUAUGCUUCGCCUCCAAGGAGAGCGACGGAGUCUCGGCUCGACACGGGUUUUGAGGCGCACGUAUGAAUCCAGAGCCGCCCAAGGGCUUGCCAGGGGGGAGUUUGGAUAGGGAGGAUAACCAGAGAAAGAGAAGUUGGCUAAACUACGUGGAGCCUUGGAUUGUGAAUCUUCUGCGAGAGUACAAAGCGCCUCAAGCCAGAGAAGAUGGGCAAUUUGGACAUGUCCUGAAGGUUUUGAAUGAUGGAAAAACUCUACCUCCUGGUGAAGAAUGCGCAGCAGUUGUUCUGCGCAUUGCCGAUAAGAGCCACUACAUCCGGGUAGUUGUUGAAGCCAGAGCUCUUCAGAUGACAACACGCUCUCUACCACAGGCCGGAUUUUCCAAUAUUGUUGGCCAAUUCAUCAUCCUACAGAAUUAUACAGUGUGUUUUAAAGAGGCAACUAACGUGGAGGAUUGUGAAUUUUACCUCACGCUUAGUUGUUUCCGAGUGAUACCCAUAAAGAAGGAGGAAAUGAAACAACAGGACUGCAAUCGGGAGCCAUCUGUGCUGCAGAGGAUCAAAGAAUUGUGGCAGAAAAGCUUUGCCUUGCAGCCCUUGCAUAAUUCUGCACCAUCAUCUGUUUCUACAGUACUGCAAGAGAUGAAGGAGGAUAAACUCAACACUUUAAAACAAAAUGUCAAGGAUUGCCUCGGUUUAUUGGAUUCUAUCAAUCAGCUUAAUUCUGAGCAAUUGGCUGAAUAUCCUGAAACCAAAUGGCAGGUGGAACGCAAACAAGAUAAGGUGCACCAGGACAUCUUUACAGUACCAGCAAAACACUUGGUAAUCAGUGCAGAAAAUGAGGAAAUACUUCGCAAGUGUUACCCACAAAAGACUUGUCAUGUUGUUCUUGACACUAAUGAUAGCACCCAAGAUGAUGACCGCAGUACUGUGUCCUUUUUCAGUGCGGAAAGUGAAAGUCUGGAUGGCUCCUUAGGAAAUCCUUGGGACAUAUGUCCAGCAAUGACUUUGACCUCUUCCAGUGACAUAUCUGGCACCCCACCUGGCCUUCCACACAUACAGGAGAUGCCUCUGGCCAGAACUGCUGAGGAAGAGACUCAAUGUUCCAGCAGCUGCACCCCAGAUUUCCUGGAGUCUUGUGCUCAUCGAUUCCAUUGUAAUUCUGAGCAGAUUAAAUCAGCAGAGGCAGUGUCUCCACCACUGUUUCCCUCUCAGAAGAAAGCAUCACCCAAGGAACCUGACUGUUGUGAUUCCAUUCCUCUUGAACUGAACAAUGCACAUAACACCAGCAAAAUGCCAGGUACUUAUGAGAGCAUUCCCUGUUGUCAGCAACUAAAGAAUUCACAUUCCCACACCACUGUGUCUGGUCUCUCUCCUGUCAACCUUCCCAUGGUGAAUGACUCCUCUCUUGGACCCUUGCUUGAAAAUACAUUGGAAGAUAAUAUGCAUUGUUUAUGUAAGAAUAAAAUGGUGGUGACAGAAGCUAAGGGAGAAACUCUGGAUAGAGGAAGAAAAGGUGUGGCAGUGAAAAGGAAACAGAUUAUUCUAGAUGAGGGUAAACAUGAAGUUUUCACCACUCCAACUCAUACCAGACAAAAAUCUGUGGGAUACCCUUCUACCAAAGCAUUUGUAGAAUCCAACACAUUAGAUAAAGUCCGGGAUUGGAAACUGCCUUUAGAAUUUGUAAGCACCCCCAAGAAGAGCCGGACUGAGAAGACUCAAGUCCAGCAUUGUCCAACAGUGGAGUCCAACAGAGUCCAACAUCUCUACAAAUAUACAGAGACACACCAGGAAAAAGAGAGGAAGCAAGGGACAGCAGAAGGUACUACUGGAAAUCCAGAACAACAAAUUGGAGUUCAAGAGCAGGAACGUGUGAGAAGACCUCCUUUUUGUGGUACAUAUGAGCCACCAACACCUGAAAUUUGCUCCCAAGUGCGCUCUACAAGGAUAUCAAGAGCAUUGCUGGGAUGGGCACGCUGGGUUUUCAGCAAUCUGGAGGGCCAAUAGCUUUCACGGAUGAGCCUUGUCCAUUUCAGAUGUCAUUUGCCUAGACACCUUUGCCUCUGUCUUUUCUUAAUGGUUAAUAAUAUUGUUCUCCUUUUUAUCUUAUUUGUAUAUGUGAAGAACUUCGAUGUUUGGUUACUUUCCCCCCUCUUUAUUUUGCAUGUACUUUUUAUUAUUAUAUUGUGUUACUUAUUUGCAUUUUAUCAUUGUGUUACUCACUUCUGAGAUUAUUUCUCCUGUUAAAUAAUUAGGGAAUGUUCAUGUGUUAUUGAGAUUAAAGUUUGCUUUCUGAA